Molecule: messenger RNA, 399 nt
Organism: Triticum turgidum subsp. durum (durum wheat)
Lineage: Eukaryota; Viridiplantae; Streptophyta; Magnoliopsida; Poales; Poaceae
Source: the annotation of a GenBank genome assembly
AUGUGUGCUUUGUUAGUUUUGCAGCUUGUUUCCUUGCUAAGUAAGCGUUUGGGGUUAUUUUGUUUUGUUGCUACCUUCUGGACGACGGGCGGGCGGGCAGCGGCAGCGCCGAGGAUGGCAGCCAUGCCGUGGCUGCUGGACGACGGCAUCGUCCGCGGCAUGGCCAUCGGCGCGGUCUUCACCGACUACUCUGGGAAGAUAAGCUGCCUCGAGUUCCAACGCAAGGAGGAUCUCCUCGUCACCGAGGACGACUCCAUUCGCCUCUACAACACCACCAGCGCAACCAUGUGGAUGGGAAGUGUCUGGGAUCUACUGCAUUUUGAUUGCUGGCCUAUAGAUAUGAGUGACAGUGUUGGGUUCUGUUGUUUGGGGAUGCUGGUAGGAGUACAACAACAUUAG